GCGGUCGUGAGCACCCUCGGCGGCUUCCAGGGGCGCGAGGCCGACGUGUGCAUCCUGUCGACUGUGCGCGCGAACAUGGAGGGCGAUAUUGUAUUCGUGGAGGACGCGCGGAGGCUGAACGUCGCGUGGACCAGGCCGAAGUUGGGGCUGAUCGUGGUCGGGAGCCGCACGACGUUGGAGGGUAACAGUCCGCUGUGGAAGAGAGCA
Molecule: messenger RNA, 207 nt
Organism: Fomitopsis serialis
Lineage: Eukaryota; Fungi; Basidiomycota; Agaricomycetes; Polyporales; Fomitopsidaceae
Product: AAA domain-containing protein
Exons: 1
Biological process (GO): nuclear-transcribed mRNA catabolic process, nonsense-mediated decay
Cellular component (GO): cytoplasm
Molecular function (GO): RNA helicase activity
Source: RefSeq, a predicted model, not a curated record